Fusarium sp. VM40 is the source of this 696-nucleotide messenger RNA. The record is from the annotation of a GenBank genome assembly. NCBI's taxonomy places the organism in Eukaryota, Fungi, Ascomycota, Sordariomycetes, Hypocreales, Nectriaceae.
AUGGCUUCUCCGUUCAAGACCUUCGUCUUGCGCAUGCCUGCAACAGGUCUCGUGCGCUCAUCGCCGAAAGCUCCCUUCUCGACUAUCUCUGCCGCCCGUCCUGCAUCAUGCCUCUCGCGCUCGCCGCUCCGAUCUCAAUGCUUCACUCCCGCCGUUUCGAUCCCCAAGACCUUCGCCCGCGCCAUCUCGGAUAAGCCGCAGUCGCAGGCGACCCCAGCUGCGUCCGGCACCGAGCUGCCUCCUCUGGACUGGAACAACUUCUUCAAGAUGCGAGUCAAGCGCCGACGAUACCAGCUUCUCUUCUCUAUCACCAAUGGAAUGUUCGCCGGAAGCGCAGGAGCCGUGUUCCUCUCGACGGGUAUGGCGGAACCCAUCAUCUCCCAGAUUCCCCUCGACCCGUUCAUGACGCUGGGACUUAUGACGCUCGCCUUUUCGGGUCUCGGUUGGUUGAGCGGCCCCAGUGUUGGAAACCAGGUGUUUUACCUGUUGAACCGCCAGUGGAAGAAGCAAAUGACGCAAAAGGAGGCUGCAUUCUUCGAUCGCAUCAAGAAAUAUCGAGUUGACCCCGCCAACUCCAGCGCCAACAACCCUGUCCCUGACUUCUACGGAGAGAAGAUCUCAAGUGUCGCUGGAUAUCGCCAAUGGCUAAAAGACCAGAAGGCCUUCAACAAAAAGAAGACUGCCAAUUUUGUAUAA